Micropterus salmoides (largemouth bass) is the source of this 595-nucleotide messenger RNA. RefSeq names its product protein preY, mitochondrial-like. NCBI's taxonomy places the organism in Eukaryota, Metazoa, Chordata, Actinopteri, Centrarchiformes, Centrarchidae. The transcript is spliced from 2 exons. The coding region runs from base 71 to 418 and encodes 115 amino acids. The record is from RefSeq and is a predicted model, not a curated record.
CGGUUGCACAGUUUCUGUACAGGCGCUUCCUGUCGGGGAGUGCUCGCUAGCUUGUGGAGCAGUUUUGGUCAUGUUUCGGAGUGUUUUGGGUAGAUUGGUGACAGAAACAGUUCGUGUUCACCGCCAUGGGAAGACCGGUCCCUUAAACCAGAGGGUGACAGCCGCCUCGGUGUCGGUCAGGAGCCUCUCAGGCGUGAAGGACGAAGCGCAGCAGCCUUUUGACACCUCCCUGCUUGAGUUCCUGGUAUGCCCGCUGUCCAAGAAGCCACUGAGAUACGAGGCUAAAACCAAUGAGCUGAUCAAUGAGGAGCUCGGUAUCGCCUAUCCCAUCAUUGGUGGCAUCCCAAACAUGAUCCCUCAGGAAGCCAGGCUCAUCCAGAAAGACACCGAUACCUCGACCACACCAGUGCAAGGGUAGAAACCCCACGACCGCACCUUCAGCUGACCCAAACCAAUCAGACCGGACGUUGUUGUGUUUUAAUGGACUGAAAGAGACAGUACCUAUUUAACACUGUAACUGGACUGCUGCACAGUGAGAACUUGUACUCAGAUAUUUAUUUACUAGGGUAGUACCCUGUGUCAGAACCCAUCUGCA